GGUCCGUCCGGUGGGGGAAACUCCUCUUUGCCCCCACCCUCCCACCGCCAUUCUUUCCAGUGUAUUUUCAUUCUGCUCUGGUCCAUGGCUCAUUUUAAUGGGGGAAAGAUUUGGAAGAGCAGCUGAAAGAAAUCCAUUCAACCUGGAAAUGUGGGAUACCCCAGUUAAGACACAAAUAGCGUAGCUUCCCGAGGACAUUAUCCUUUCGUACGUCCGGAUAGUAGGCACUGCGGGAGCGUGGCAAGCCCCUCUGUGCUUCCCCGUGUCUGUCUGGCAGGGAGCCUGCGGGCAGAGGGAUGCGCUGCAGGCGCGAGGACAGGUGCAGACCGCCAGUCUCCGCCUGCUGAAAGUCCCCGCCUGCUGAAAGUCCCCGCCUGCUGAAGGUCCCCGCCUGCUGAAAGUCCCCGCCUGCAGUCCUGCUCCUCCAGGACGCGUGCCCGAAGUUCACUUGUGCUUUGCUCCAGUGUUAGUAUUUUUGUUCCUCCGGAACUGGGAAUCACCUUUCGUCUUUUUUAUGACCUUAUAACUUAGAGAAGUGGAAUCUACGCAUCAAAAUCCCAUCGAUUGUCUCUCCCGCCCAUGUCUCCUGAAUGGAGCACACACCACCUCUCAGCAGAUAACUCUUGUCGGGCGGGUUGGUCUGGGGGUUUCUUUUCCUGGGCAGCACUUUCUGCAGUCUGAUGUCAGGGCCAAGUUACUUUCUAGACAGCCACGCCUUGAUGCUCAACUCUUAAUCCUAUUCUGCCGGUUUCCCUAGCUAGGUGUAGGGGCCUGUUGUAUUCUUGUCCUGGUGCCUAGAGGCGCGUCUCUUCCAUUUUUCUUGGCGUUCCCUGGAACUGAAGGUGCUUCUCUGCUACAGUGAGAGAGAAGGCAACUUUGAGGAGUGAGAUAGGAAAGGGGCAUGCAGCAGGAGGCUGCAUCUGCUUUCGGAAGGAGUAAAAUGAUCCGAAAGGGGCCAGGUGUCCAAUUUGUGGCUGGCUGUACUGCUCAGAGGCAAUAUGCCAGAUGUGAACAGCGCUGUGAGAAAUCCUCCUCUAAAUGUUCUGUAUCCCUGGAUGGAAUGCCUCUGGAAAUCUUGGUGAAGAUAUUUUCCUACUUGGAUGCUGUGAGCCUGCUAUGUACUGGAUGUGUGAGUAGGCGCUUUUAUCAUCUGUCCAAUGACAAUUUUAUUUGGAUCAGAAUCUACUCAACUGCUUUUUUACCUAAAAGACGUAAUUGGAAAGUUAAUUCAGUAGAGGAGACAGCUGUGUCUAUGAACUUACUCUCAGUUGAGGAUAAAGAAGCUGGAUAUUGGAAGAAAGAAUAUAUUAAAAAACAAUUAGCAUUUGUAAAAUCAGCACUAGCUCAGGUUCUCAAACCUGUCAACCCUGACACAGGCCUUCCAGUUAAAACUAAAGAGGCCCUCAGAAUAUCUGGUUUAGGUUGGGCAAUUAUACUGAAAGAAAAAAGUGGAAAAGAAUAUUUUAUGGAGCAUGUUGAUCUUUCUGUAAAUGAUACGUCAGUUACUGUUGUGUGGUAUGGCAAAAAUUGGCCAUGUUUAGCCACAUUGUCAACCUUAGAUUUGUGUGGUGUGACGCCAGUUUUUAUGCAUCGUUAUAAAACCCUCACCAAAAAUGGACCUCGGUGGUAUUCUUUAAUUACAAAGUACAAUCUUAGUUGUUUAAGUGAAUCCACCCUGAUUGGCUGCGACAGACUCAUUCGGAUCUUCUGCCUAAAUCCUGGCCUUCUCGUGGGGCUGUGGAAGAAGGAGGAAGAACUGGCUUUUGUUAUGGCAAGUCUUCAUUUCCAUCACCUUGUGGAGAGGAGCACAUUAGGCUCUGCUUCUAUUCCCUAUGAGCUGCCUCCUCGUAGCCCCUUUUUGGAUGACAGCCCAGAGCACGGACUGCAUGGCUACCAACUCCAUGUCGAUAUGCACGGUGGUGGAGUUUUCUACCUAUGUGGUACAUUUCGUGAUCUCUUCACCAAAAAAGGAUACAUUGAAAAUGGAUACGUGAAACUCAUUGUUAUAAAUUUUAAAAAUAACAGAGAACACCUACCUCUCGUUGGAAAAGUUGGCCUGUCUUGGAGAACUAAUAUUUUUGAUGGCUAUGUAAAGAGUUGUUCUAUAAUGGAUGUAACUCUUUUGGAAGAAUGUGGGAAACCCUUUUGGUGUUUCAGUUCUCCAGUUUGCAUGAGAUCUGCUACCAUACCCUCUUACGGUUCUAAUUUCUUGGGACAGACAUACUAUGUGGACUACAAGGACGCAGAAGGAAAGGUGCACAUGGAGCUAGUGUGGAUUGAAAAGACUGAAGAGUACUUCAUUGUCAGCCUAGUCCUUUACCUUAGUGUAGCAAAAAUAAACCACUGGUUUGGGACAGAAUACUAAAUAGUAGUAGUAGGUGUCAAAUUAUUGUUGCUAUUUAACUGUUUCCUUUUGAGUAACCGCUUUGUUUUUGGUGCUGGCAGUUAAAAUAAAGUAUAUCUGAAGUA
Messenger RNA from Galeopterus variegatus (Sunda flying lemur), 2469 nucleotides. It is a transcript of the gene FBXO15, whose product is annotated as F-box protein 15. The transcript is spliced from 11 exons. The record is from RefSeq and is a predicted model, not a curated record. Bases 902 to 2365 code for a protein of 487 amino acids. Gene Ontology annotation, molecular function: protein binding. Lineage: Eukaryota; Metazoa; Chordata; Mammalia; Dermoptera; Cynocephalidae.